Messenger RNA from Syngnathus acus (greater pipefish), 5318 nucleotides. It is a transcript of the gene ttc3, whose product is annotated as tetratricopeptide repeat domain 3. Bases 190 to 5232 code for a protein of 1680 amino acids. The transcript is spliced from 44 exons. The record is from RefSeq and is a predicted model, not a curated record. Gene Ontology annotation, molecular function: zinc ion binding; protein binding. NCBI's taxonomy places the organism in Eukaryota, Metazoa, Chordata, Actinopteri, Syngnathiformes, Syngnathidae.
GAUUGAAGUCGUCAAUUUUAUUCGUCCGAAAGGAGGGCUAAAGUUUUUGAAGUUUGACUUAAAAAAAUAAAACGUUUAAAGUAAUUUCUGUUUAUCUCGUGAAACAGGUUUCGUUUUACCAGAAGUGCACCCGUUCGAUGUAGUUCGGGACAAUUCGUCGACAACCAAAGAGAGCACUUGAGCGAGGAGAUGACGUUCGACGGGGAUUGGAAGCUCGUGACCUGCGGCUGGGAAAGGGAAGAAGGGGAAGAUGGCAAUGGCGACUCUCCAUCGUUUGAUACAUCUCACGUUGUGCAUCUUGGUCCUCCCAUCUGCCAUGCUAAAGCCAUCAUAGCUGAAUACUGGAGCAAAAUGCCGGUCCAUGAAAAACAUAUGUCAGCACGUUUGAUGAGACUUCACACCUAUUGGAUGCCCCUCCUGUUGGACUUGGAUCCGAUGCACGACACCUUCAAGUGGGCCUUGCGCUGCGGCGUGCUCAACCCAUCUGACCCCACCCAUGUGAGUAAGAAGACACUGACCAAGCUGGAAACCCUGGAAGCAAUUCUCUACUCUCUGGACGAGGCAUGGUACGCCGAGGAAAAAAUAUUUCACCUCCUCUUCAUCGCCAUCAGCUUUCGUGAGCACCUGCCGGAGGCGCUUGAGGAUGCUCAACUGUUCCUGAGGGAAGAAGAAAACCCUCGUCUCGCGUUCCUGGGCAACAAGCGUGUGCGCUACGCAGUUUUGUCCUACAUGUUUGUCGAGAUCGUCAGUUUCAUGGCUGACAUGGUGUGCGACACCAGUCGGAUAAAGGACUGGUUACUACUGAACCCCAGUGAGCCCGCCGUGGUGGAAAGCAACUCCCUCAAGAAUGGGGGAAACCUUCUUUUUCAGGAGGAGAAGUACCAACAAGCAGUGGUUGAAUAUUCCAAAGCCAUCAAAAAGAAUCCUCAAAACCACAUCGCCUUCAGCAACCGGGCGCUUUGUUAUACCCGCAGUCAACAAUUUCUAGAAGCUGCUUGUGAUGCAAAACGGGCCAUUCUGAUAGAACCGCUUUGGGUCAAGGGCCACUACCGCUACUGCGAGGCUUUGUUUUUGUUGGGCGAGGUGGAGUGGGCCUUAAGCAGCAACAACUUUGCACAGGCUCUGCUUUGUUCCGACCCUGGUGGAGUCAAAGACCUAGAACAGCAAUGCGACAGGUUUAAGGCCGCGCUUCGAGAAUCAACUGGAUGUAGCAAAGCGGAACCCCCCAAGAAAAAAAAGAGCACAGUGGAUAAGCCUAAAAAAAAACAAAAGCCAACUAAAGCCGAGGACACUAACAAGUCGACAGUUGUGGAGACGCAGCAGCUGUCGGGAAAAGGCAACAACACCACCAAUAAUAAUGAUAAGUGCAAUGACGCAUGCAAGGCGGCCACCGGAACGAUGAGCAAAAUGAACCAAGCGGUUAAUGACAAGACGGCUGCUACCAAAGAGCCACUCAAAACUCAGAAGAAGAAACCCACGGCCAGUAAGGAUCACGCACACGUGACGCCUGACAGAAACCAACUCGCCGAAGAAUCGAUGAGACACGUGAUGACGUCGGCCCAUUCGUACCUGAUCAGAGAGUGCUAUUACAAAGCCGACACCUUCUUCACGCAGGCGUUGGACCUGCUCGACUCCUUCACAGCGGACGAAAAGAAGAAACUUGGAUUCUCUGCACUGGAUAUGCAGCUGGUGCUUUACGGCCGCGUGUCUGCCUUGACUGAAAUUGGCAAACCUCAGGAGCUGUCAGAAGCUCGCAAACUUCUGAAGAAGAUCCAAUCGUAUGAGGAGAGGCUUUUCCAGGGUCUGGUUCACUACGCCUACGGAAGAAUUUACCUCAAGGAGAAAAGGUUUGCGACGGCGCUGGAACAUUUUCAAGAUUCUCUGCAGAUGUUGCGGAAUCAGAUAACGCCGGGUAAACUCACCUGGCCGCAAACCGACCAAAUUGUCAAAGAGACCGAGACGGACUGUUUUAAAGAACUUCUCGAAGAGUCCAUCGACUGCUGCAAAUUCCCUCCUCUGCCCGAUGGCACCUGUCGGUUUAACGGCUGCCUCGGCCCUUCCAAAAAUAUAUACAUCACCGAGCCGGACUUUAAAGGCUUUGUUGAGUUCAAGUGCAGCCAAAAGUGCCUCAUUCAAUACCACAACGCCUGCUGGAAAGCCUGCAAGCCUUCGUCCUUUGACAAGAGCCCGAAGCCGUGUUCGACUCCCGACUGUUCCGGUACAAUCGACUCUAUCAAAUAUAUUGACGCAACGGGCCUGGUGAAACAAAUUGUGCCCACCGGCCGACGGGCAGAGAGUCCGAGAAAACCAAAAGUCAACCAGAAGCCUCCUGCGUGUGUGAAGAAAUCCAAGGAGAAGAACCAGUGUAAAAGUGAGAAUAAUAAAAAUAAUAAUAAGCAGCAGAUGUCGGAAAACAAGACCACCGCCGUCAGUGAUGACAUUUCGCAGCAAAAAAAUAACUCCCCCGCGCCGACUCAGCCGAACGCCUGGUUGCUGUACCAAGACAGAAUCCUGGUGCAGGUCAGUCAGAUGAUGCAGCUGCUGCGCCAGGAGAAGGCCUUGGCCGCGUCGGACGUGAGCGCCUGCCUGAAGCCCUGGCUGGAGUUGGACUCGGCGUGGGGCAACCAGCUGGCUGCCAAGAUGCUCAACUGGGAGCAAGAGCGUCUGGAGACCUUGGAUCAGGCCGCCGAGCUGCUCCUCCAGAGGAAGAAUCGCGUUUGGGCGCGCAUCUUCAUCCAUUUGCUGUCCAAUACUUCCAAUAUCAACGCGGAGCUCGGCCGCUGGGCGGGACGGCUCAACGACGCAGAUCUCAAGGCCGCCAAGUCCUUCGUUGAACGCAACGCGGAGCACCUGGAUAAUGUGGACCUUGCCCCGCUGGUGACCUUUGCCCCUUUCAAGGAGAUUAUUUCCGAGUAUUGCACCCACGACUCCAACUUUGUUUCACGCAACGUGACUAAACAUAUCAAAAAGGCUCCGCCGCACCAAAUGAGACUUUUUAUCUGGACUCUGGAGGAGCAUAAGGACAUUUACAUCUCCUUCAAUAUUUUACUUGAUGAGUAUUUUGUUAACAUGAUUGGUGGACAUUUUUCAGUUCUUAAGAAGUCUGGUAAUCCAAAUAGUUUUCCUGCUGGUGAUAAGGGUCGUGGGCGAAAGAAGAAAAAAGAUCCAAAGAUCCUUCAAACAUUUUUCGGGAGUGAAAACGACGCAGCCGAUGAGUGGGCGCAAGAAGAUCCCAUAUUUUUCCCGGACCCCAAUGAGCCUUUUAGUAUCCCCGUCCACCUUCGGGGGCAAGUGGCUGACUUUGAGGAACGCUACAACGGCGCAGGACACGCGAGACAUUAUAGUCAGGUUUUGGACGACAAUCCAGAUCCCGCUGUGGAGAAUUUAUACGACUACUUUGCCCAGAUUUUCGAGGAGCACGGCCCCCUGCCGCCCGACGAUCCCCUGCUUCACGGCGAGAUGGCAAACUUCCCGCCCGAGGCUCGAGUCAAGAUCCGACAGGCGGGCGGCUUUAUGAGCUUCCUGCUGGAAUCCACCCGCUUCGUCAACAUCGGCAGCCGCGUGGGUCUGGCCAAACACGCUGUGGCCCUGCGGCAGGCCACCCGCCCGCAGUCUCCCCGCAUAGUUUCACCUGGCCCAAAUAUAACUUUGGACGCGGGCAAAGACCCCAGCGACGGCUCGGACCACGACAAUCUUUCCCCCGACGACUUUCGAUCCCUGGAUCUUUAUACUUGCGAGGUGGACGAGACCUGGGAACUGUGCUCCUACGGAAGUAAUUUAAGUUCAACCCGACCAGAAGUCGAUGUGAAGAAACACGCCGAGACACAGACAUAUCAAGGAGUCAAGAAAUGCGUUGCGGUGAACACGGAACCUCUGCGGCCUUACGAGGACAUCCAGGGUGGUAUCAACAAAAGGGUCGAGAUAAUUCAACGACUGCAGGUGGAGAUGAGUAAAAUGGAGGAAGACCGCAAAGCGCUGGAUCUGGAGCACAAAGAAACCUUGGCGUCCUUGGAGAAAGACAUCCAGGAGAUCAGCACCAACAUAAACAUUACGGACAAAGAGAUGAGCAUGUUCCAGCAGAAGCUUGAGGAGGAGGUCAAGAAAGACCAGAAGGAGAAGAAAGCCAACCAGGAGACUCUGAAGGCCCUCAAGAUGGAGACGGCAAAAUUGGUGGAGGAGCGAGACAGUCUCGCCAAGCAAAUUCGAACUAACCAGGCCAGCUAUGACGACAAGUUCAACAAGUUCUUGGAGCUCAGCCACCAGGCAGCGGCCGAGAGGAUGAGUCUGGAAGAUGAGAUCAACCGCUGCAAAAAGUCCAUCGCCGCGGCAACCAGAAGAUCCCUCAGCGCCCAAUUGUCCAAGUUGGAGAGCAGCCGGGACCAGCGUAUGUACGGCCUUCACGUCCGGCUGGCUGACGCCAAGACUCUCCUGGCCAAGCUGGAUGAACAUGUGCCUUGGUAUCCCUCCCUGGACGCCAACAGACACAACGUGAGAGCCAAGGUCCAAGAGCUGGAGCAGAAAAUCGCUGCUGCUGAGAUUCUCUACAAGCAACAAGUGGAGCAAGUCAAAAGUGGCCAAAGAGUCCAAGACGUGCUCAGUCGUGACCGGGCCGAUCUUCGAGUCUCUCCGUUGUCUUCUGAUCUUGACGCCUUGAGCAUCGUUGACACACCGCCGGUGCCCGCCGCCUCGGCUCAGGCAGCAGAGAACCCGGCGAGACUCGCGCAAGCUGGAAAUACGAUGUUUGAGAGGGCCGUGGACAGCCUAGGGGCCAUCUUUCCCGAAUAUACCAGGUCGGAUUUCAUGAAGUUUUUUAAGGAUCUGCGCUCGGCCAAUGGCGGCACUCUGGGCUGCUGGAGCUUGCAAGAGGUGGUCAGUGGAGUCAGCCAGCUCAUCCUGGACCAGAAGGAGGCCGUCGCAUCCGGGGCCAAAUCCAAGACCACCAGGCUUGGGGAUGCGGCCACGCCCCCUUUGGUAGACCCACCUUCGGUCUGGCAAAAGUCAGUCUCCCAAACGCCAGUCAGCUCCAGUCCGCUGAACUUGGAGGAUGAUUGCAUCAUCUGUCAGGAAGAAAUGAGUCCACCUGACUGCUUGGUUUUGGAGUGCAGACACACCUUCCACAAAAAGUGCAUCACAUCGUGGCUGAAGGAGAAGACCACGUGUCCCACCUGCCGGAAGGACACGAUGUUCAGCGAUUUCCCUUUGCUGCCCGGUAGGAGGCGCCAAGCCCCAUGAUGUCAUUCCCUUUUACUCAUUUGUUCUCAGUUAUGAUGAAUAAAAGUCAACUUUUAAGUUUUCCUUUUGAUGAGUACACACUAACA